Messenger RNA from Cheilinus undulatus (humphead wrasse), 4943 nucleotides. It is a transcript of the gene arhgap46a, whose product is annotated as Rho GTPase activating protein 46a. Bases 140 to 3607 code for a protein of 1155 amino acids. Gene Ontology annotation, biological process: signal transduction. NCBI's taxonomy places the organism in Eukaryota, Metazoa, Chordata, Actinopteri, Labriformes, Labridae. The transcript has 10 exons. The record is from RefSeq and is a predicted model, not a curated record. Gene Ontology annotation, molecular function: protein binding; GTPase activator activity. Gene Ontology annotation, cellular component: cytoskeleton; cytoplasm.
CGGAGACUCCAUAUCGGAUUCACCAGGAGGAGGACCGUCCCGUACUCACUCCACAGACCGCCGUGAAAACCAACGUUACACCUAUACCAACUGAAUAUUAUCUCCCAAUUCUUUACGCAUUCCUUACAAUGUGAAGAAAAUGGCCGGGACAAGCUCUGAUUGGGUGGAGAUCCUGGAACCACGCUCCCGUGAGCGAAUGUAUGUGAAUUUGACCACUGGCGAGUGCGGCUGGGAUCCCCCUUCAGGCGUUCCUGUCCGCCAGGCAGACGGUAACCAGUGGUGGGAGCUUUUUGACCCCCACAGUGGCCGCUUCUACUACUACAACUCCACAGGGCGGCGCACAGUCUGGCAUCGGCCCCAAGGAGCCGAUAUUGUUCCUCUAUCCCAGCUCCAGGCCAUGAAGCGAUGCAGUGAGGCCAAACGGGCCGGAGGAGGUGUGGACAGGCACCAUCAUGGAACGACAGGGAGUAUCAGCAGUGUAGGGAGCCAGGGGCCUUGCACCCCUCAGCCUGAACAGGACGGAGACAUCCCCUUCCCCAGACCUUUGGAGACCAAUGAAGAGGCUGCUGAUGCCAAGCUGGAUCCUUCAGUGGACAGCAGAGUGCAGGGAGAUGGAAGCAGCAGUGAAUACAGCUCAGAGGGCAGUAAAGAUCCACAGAGGGAUGCUUCUCAAAGAUGGCAGCCUGUGCCUGGUUCUAAGGCAGCCAUGUUGGUGAAGGUGAACAGCAUGAGCCGUGCCCAGCCUGGCUCAACCUUGCAGCAGCAGCAGCAGCAGUACCCCCAGCACAGUGCACAGGGAAAAGCCAACACCUUCACCAUGUACCCCUCUGGCAACAAGGCCCAAGGAGGACAAAUAAGUUCUACUCAGGGAUAUAAAACCGCACCAUCUGGGAAAAUGUCAGCUGACACACGUCAAGCCCAUCACCUGAGAAAAGCCAGCAAUGGUAGCUUCUGUUUAGUGACAUCGGACAGUAACCAUCCCAGUCCGCUCCUGCACAGGUCACAGACCAGCACACCUCGCCCUGUUUCUCCACAGUACGGUUGCACUGUCCCUAUCUAUGACGAGCCAGUUUCAGAGUGUCCUAUAUAUGACGAACCCCCAAUAGACAUGGAGGUGGAGGGGGCACACCUGUACAACGGACAGCCUCUGUCUCGCCUGACACCCACUCACAGCCUUCAAAAGCCCAGACUCCUCCAGCAUCCUGGUCCAUCUCAUCCAGGGUCCAGACACAGGAGGAACCCCUCAGCCUCUGACUAUAGUCCAGCUGGUCUGGAGUGUAUUAAGCACAUGGUCAAUGUAGACCCUAAACAGGGGCUUCCAUCAGGAUCUCCAGUAUCCACACGUGCCCCUUCCCCUACCUCCAGGCAGGAUCCUAUCAUGGCCCAACCUCUGCCUCAUCCACAGCCCCAGGCCCACUCUUUGCCCCAGAUUCGAGGUCAAAUGAGGGACAGAGAGCCAGGUCCCCCUGGACCAAGCACACUGGACAAGAAGCAAAGCUGGCGGGUUCUUGAGGCGACUGUCCAGCGAGCCAUGGAGGCCCGGCACAGCAGGCAGAGCAGCCAGGCCUCACAGGACUUCCCUUCCUCAACCCCACAGGCUACAGCAAACUACCAAGACUCUGGUUACUCGACUGGCCCCUCGCCAAGCCUGAGAAGAAAGAGCAGGAGAAGGGUGGGAGCUGGUGGCGGUGCAGGUGGUAGGCCAGGAUCAGUAGGCAGCAGCGGGGAGCUGUGCGCCCUAAAUGAAAGACUGAUGGCUGAGAUGAGGGAGGUGGUGAGUCGCUCUAACACCAUGAGGGAGGUGAGAGCAGGGCUGGACCCAGAGAUGGGGGAGAGGGUCGCCAUCCCUCGGACGCGCUCCCCUGUGGACGCACUGAGAUGGUACGGAGGAGGAGGAGGGGGAGCUGGGUCAGCAGGCAGGUGUGCAUCACGAGAGGACAUCAGCGGAGCGUCUCGGUCACUGAGCAGGGCAGGUACCCAAAGCAACCCAGCCCUGACCCCUCUGGAGAUACCAGGCAGACAGAAAAGGACCUAUGAGAAGGUAGACACCUUGGAAAUGAGUGUAAAUAGCCAGGCCAGCCUGUCCUCACCAGAGACCCCAGGACCACCCUCACAGACAGGCACCCUAGAGCUGCAGGCCCAGCUGGAAAGCAGGAAGAAAGGCAUGGUCGAUGGUCGGACAGCUUCCCUGGGGCCGCACCGUUCUGCAAGCCAUGACAACAGAGAGGGAGGUGAUGGAGCAGGAGACAGAGCAAGAGGAUCCUCCUACCAGCUCUCCUAUGCCACUCUGCGGCAGCCCUCACCUCCUGCCAUGGGCAUGGAGGACUGGGCCAGCAAGCACCUCAACAUGCACACACAAGGCCUGUUCCGUCGCCGUGUUUCCAUCGCCAACAUGCUGUCCUGGAACCGCGGAUCCAUCAAAAAGCCUAUGCUCGUCACCAGCAACCGCGCCGUCAGAAAGGAGGCCUGUGAGAUGUUCAAGCUAGUGCAGGCCUACAUGGGAGACAGGCCUUCACGUCUGGACCGACGUCACUCUGCUCUGCUCAUUGUCACCAAGUGCUGGGACAUGCAGGGGCUGCGGGACGAGCUGUACAUACAGCUGGUUAGACAGACCACGGGUAAUGCCAGUCCUAGAAGCUUGGCGGCAGGAUGGGAGCUGAUGGCUGUCAGCUUGGCGUUCUUUGCUCCCUCACCUAAGUUUCGCUGCUACCUGGAGGGCUACAUCCAGAGACACACGGAGCCCACCAGCGACAAGAAACGUGAGUCUCAGACUGAGCAGCAGGUGACUCAGUUCAUACUGGAACAGCAGGAACUGAAGCUGAAGAAGAAUUCAAAGUCCAGAAAGAAGCGGAAACAAAAUACAGACGAGGAAGAGGGUCUACCUAUUAGCACUUAUGCCAAGUUCUGCCAUCGGAAACUGCAGAAGGUGGCAAUCACGGGGGGCAAAAAGGGUCUACGCAAGCCCACCUUGGAAGAAAUCGACCACAGUAGGCGGGCCAUCGUUACUCCCUCCCUGUUCGGCAGUUCCCUGGAAGAGGUGAUGGAGAGGCAGAGUGAGCUGUUCCCGGACAGGAAACUGCCUUGGGUGCAAGUUCAGCUCUCCCAGUAUGUUCUUGCUCUAGGUGGGGCUCAGACAGAGGGCAUCUUCAGAGUGCCAGGAGACAUUGAUGAAGUGAACGCACUGAAGCUCCAAGUCGACCAGUGGAGGAUCCCAGAGAAUCUCUCUGACCCCAACGUUCCUGCCUCUCUGAUGAAGCUCUGGUACCGGGAGCUGGAGGAACCUCUCAUACCGAUGCCCUUUUACAAGCAGUGUGUCAGUAACUGUGACGACCCAGUAGCGGCUAUUGCAGUCGUUCAGUCUCUGCCUGAUCUUAACAGGCUGGUGCUAUGCUACUUCAUCCACUUCCUGCAGGUAUUCGCUCAGCCAUCAAACGUGGCAAUUACCAAGAUGGAUGUGAACAACCUGGCCAUGGUGAUGGCCCCCAACUGCCUUAGGUGCCAAUCUGAUGAUCCACGGAUCAUCUUUGAGAACACACGCAAGGAGAUGUCAUUCCUGAGGAUGCUCAUUGUUCACCUGGACACCAGCUUCAUCGAAGGGGUUGUGUAGACAUUAUAGACCCCAGGGCUCACCCCUGGGUGCUGAAUCGGCCCUCAAGAUUCUCCAGUUUCACAUUUACAGUCAGGCAUUAACACUGCUUCUGUUCAGACCACACUGGAAACUCACGAGGUGAUAUGUAACACCUCUUACAACACAGAGAGUGAGAGCACAGCUUGGACUUUAGUCUCGUGUUUUUACAUGCUUUCAUACUGAGAGAUGAUACAAAACGCAAAGUUUCACUGUAACUUUUGAUACUGAAAUACAGUGGUUAAAGGUAUGGCUGAGUUUUCUAACUGCUGCAUGUAAAAACAGUUAAUUUUUCAUUUCUUACCAGAUGAGUAGUAUUAUAGUUGAAUUGGACAAAAGGCUGUUUCAACUGAGAGUCUCGAGAUAUUUACUUAUCAAGUAUUCACUGCACAUUUUAAGUAAAUCAGUAGUGUGUGAAGCUCUGCUUUUAAAUAUCUUUGGUUUCAUUCAAGAGUGUGUGCUGUGUGGGUGUGUGAUUGUUGGGUGUGAACGAAAAGACAGCCUUUAUCUAUAAUGUACAGAAAAGAUGAAAAGUAAGAAAAAGUUUAAGACUAUGUUUGAGACUUAAUGAAAACUUUUGUAUUUGUGUUCCAUUAAUAAGCUUGCCUGUGCUGUUUUCAGUAGUUGUAUGUAUACUGGUUUCUAUGUAUUUAAUUUAACAACACGGUUAGCAUCACCAGCACAAUAUAUGAAAACAGAGCCAUCAUUUCAAAUGACAAGCUGAAAUGAAAAAGCUCCAAGUAACUGAUGGAGGCAUUUCAAAGAUAAUAAAAUCACAAGAAACACUCAAGUGAAGUUGUUUCAGUUUGUCACAGUGAAUUGGGAAGACAGCUAUUUAGCUGAUCACGCCGUCUCCCGUUAUUAUCAAUAACAAGUCUUUCCAUGGAGUAGUGUUCUCUUCUGUUGCGGUCUGUAUUUUCUCUGGCUCAGGUCUUCUGAUAAUAAACGGGUGUUGGAUGUGAUAACUGUACGUCAUCAAUCAACCACAGACCUGUGUACUGAAAAUGUCAGUGCACCUAUUUUGUCCUGUCUCAGGCUUUGCCCAUGUAAAUAAAUUCUAGAUGUAAAUAGUUUUAACUCCCCUUGAGUAUAUUCUAAUGGUCUGUGUUGAGGGUGACGGUAAAUGUUGCUGUAAAUAGCAAUAAAAAUGUGGUUCUUGUUUAUUUUUUUGUAAUUAACUGUUUAAUUCUCUGCUGUAACCGCCUGCCUUUUGGACAUAGGACUGAUUCAAACCACUUUCCAUGUGUGUAUAUGUGUGUCUGCAGACAUUCUUGUUAUAAUAUGGAAUGGCUGUCCAUAAAUAAAGGUUUGUUUAAUU